CGCCAUGGGCCGGCGACCCGCUCGCUGUUACCGUUACUGCAAGAACAAGCCGUACCCUAAGUCUCGUUUCUGCCGAGGCGUUCCUGAUGCCAAGAUCCGCAUCUUCGACCUGGGUCGGAAGAAGGCCAAAGUGGAUGAGUUCCCGCUGUGCGGCCACAUGGUGUCGGACGAGUACGAGCAGCUGUCGUCCGAGGCCUUGGAGGCCGCCCGCAUCUGCGCCAACAAGUACAUGGUGAAGAGCUGCGGGAAAGAUGGCUUCCACAUCAGGGUGCGCCUGCACCCCUUCCACGUCAUCCGCAUCAACAAGAUGCUUUCGUGCGCGGGCGCCGACCGCUUACAGACCGGCAUGCGCGGGGCCUUCGGGAAGCCCCAAGGCACCGUCGCCCGGGUCCACAUCGGCCAGGUCAUCAUGUCCAUCCGCACCAAGCUGCAGAACAAGGAGCACGUCAUUGAGGCCCUGCGCCGGGCCAAGUUCAAGUUCCCCGGCCGCCAGAAGAUCCACAUCUCCAAGAAGUGGGGCUUUACCAAGUUCAACGCCCAUGAGUUCGAGGCCAAGGUGGCCCAGAAGCGUCUCAUCCCCGAUGGCUGCGGGGUCAAGUACGUCCCCGACCGAGGCCCCCUGGACAAGUGGCGGGCUCUGCACUCCUGAG
Dipodomys ordii (Ord's kangaroo rat) is the source of this 650-nucleotide messenger RNA. It is a transcript of the gene Rpl10l, whose product is annotated as ribosomal protein L10-like. The coding region runs from base 5 to 649 and encodes 214 amino acids. Gene Ontology annotation, biological process: translation; ribosomal large subunit assembly. Gene Ontology annotation, molecular function: structural constituent of ribosome. The transcript has a single exon. The record is from RefSeq and is a predicted model, not a curated record. NCBI's taxonomy places the organism in Eukaryota, Metazoa, Chordata, Mammalia, Rodentia, Heteromyidae. Gene Ontology annotation, cellular component: ribosome; cytosolic large ribosomal subunit.